GCCUUCUUCCCGAGAAAACGUUGAUGGGUUGACUCGAUGUCUAAUUAAACGACCGACCCUCCACAAGCUUACUUACGCAGCGUAAUAGUAAAUAAAUAUUAAAUAAUUGUCUGGUGUUGGGUGUGUUGGGUUUGGGAAGUUGGACGGACACCAUUUCGUCCCUUUUCUCCAACUCUCCCAACCUCCUUAGCCACACUUCCAGCCCGUUUUAAGCCACCAACAUCUCCCAACCGAACUUGAACCCCACUAGGCCAGAUAAAGACUAGUGGGCUACAUCACCUGACAUUAGCGGCGGCUGGCGGCUGGCUCUGGCGGCUCUCUCGGUAGAUCGGAAAAGGCUCUCUUCCGGCAGCCAAACAGCCGCUCCCCCGUAUCGACCAUCACGACCCGGGGAACGUCAAGCCCUGAUCCCUGAUUGUCCUCAUCCGCUUCUAAUUCUCCUGCCCGCUAGACAGCCUUUGGUUAUUUCCUUUUCGUCGCACAAAGACCAUGUCCACGCCAUCGGGCUAUUUACUUGUCCUAUAACUCAUUCCAAGACCCGACCCGACCCACUGCAUAGUACAACACAUACCAGGGCGAAAUCCCCCCCCCCCCCCCUCCCCCCGAGUACCACUAUACUUGUUGCGUCUCCCUAAAGGCCUACUAAACACCACUCUCACACUAUAGACGGACACUCGGGAAACGGUGAUGCCAGUUUGAUUCACUCAAUGGGUGUCAUACGGAAGAAGACCGCUGCGCGCGGUACCGAAGGUGGAACAAAAUACCAUUGCGACGUUUGCUCUGUGGAUGUCACCUCGACGGUGCGCAUUUCUUGCGCGCAUAGUGCCUGCCAUGAAUAUGAUCUGUGCGUCCCAUGUUUCGCCGCCGGCGAAAGCUCAAAGAAUCAUGAUCCGCGAACACACCCAUACUACGUCAUCGAGCAAAACUCGGUUCCUAUCUACCAACCUGACUGGGGCGCAGAUGAAGAGUUAUUGCUAUUAGAAGGCGCGGAAAUCUACGGCCUAGGAUCAUGGGCAGACAUUGCUGAUCAUAUUGGCGGCUACCGAACAAAGGAAGAAGUACGCGACCAUUACAUCGAAACUUAUAUCAACAGUUCCAAAUUCCCUCUCCCCGAACGCGCUGAUCCCAACGACAAAACUCUACAAGAACAAAUAUCGAAAGAGGAGUUCCAGGCUCGCAAAAAGCGACGAAUCGAAGCUCGAAAAGAGGCGGCACGGGUCGCCCCUCCUGCAACACCAAAGCAAAAGCCCACGGCCUCUGUACCCGCCUGCCAUGAAGUCCAGGGGUAUAUGCCAGGCCGUCUCGAAUUCGAGACGGAAUUCGCAAAUGAAGCUGAGGAAGCGGUGCAACACAUGUCAUUUGAACCCGGUGAUGGCCUAAACGCGAAUGGGGAAAUGGACCCGGAAAUGGAACUUAAAAUGACCGUGAAGGACAUUUACAACUCCCGUCUUACCGCCCGAACGGAACGUAAGAAAAUAAUAUUCGAACACAACCUAUUGGAAUACCGCAAAAAUACCGCCCAAGACAAGAAACGGACAAAAGAAGAACGCGAACUCCUCAACAAAGCAAAACCAUUCGCCCGCAUGAUGAAUCAUGAAGAUUUCGAGGAAUUCACAAAGGGCCUCGAAUACGAACAUAACCUCCAGCUCGCAAUAGCCCAACUACAAGAAUGGCGAACGAUGGGAAUCGGCGAUCUGAAAAGCGGAGAGAAGUACGAGCAAGAAAAGCAGCAGAGAGCCCAACGCGCAAUCCCGCAGGGAGCCUUUGAUAGAAUGGCGGGCACACGCCCCAAACCAUCACAGAUCCCAGAUACUCCUUCCGCCGCCACACAAUUAACAAUGCCAGAACUACCCCUUCGCCUCCAACGCAACGGAACCCAACAGAAACAACAAGCCCCCGUCUCCACCUCCUCCGGCCCCGAACCAGCAUCCGCUCUACCCUUGAACGACUUCGAUAAAAUGUUCGCUACCACCGAGAUGAACGGGACGUCGACUCCCAAACCACCCGCAAAGACGAAAUACGUCAUCCCGCCAAUAAGCGGGCUUGCGCCAUGGAAAUUGGAAAAUGACAUCGCCCCGGACCUGCACUUGCUGACGAAGGAGGAGGUGGAGCUGUGUAACAUUCUUCAUCUGCAGCCUAAACCGUAUCUCGUCAUUAAAGAGCAUAUGAUUAAAGAGGCGAUGAAGCAAGGCGGGAGCUUGAAGAAGAAAGAUGCUCGGGCGAUGUGUAAGGUCGACGUUGCCAAAUCUUCACGAAUAUACGACUUUAUGGUACAUAGCGGGUGGAUAGCGAAGGCAUAAAUAAUGAUAUGAAAGGGGGACGAAGAGAAGGAGUUGAGGGAAAGGACGGAACAUAAGAAAAUGAGACAGAAUCGAAGGAGCCAUUUUCUACCCAUUAUCAUCCCCUUUUACCGAAUUUAUUAUUAAUUAUCACCAGUAUCAACAACAUCAUCACCGUCAUUAUCAUCAUUACUACCUCACCAUCUCAUUCAGAACCCCUCCAUCUCCCUUAUAAUUUUAUAACCCCCAUUACCCCCCUUUCACUCUCCCUCUUCAUUUUUACUACUCUCGUGUUAAAAUUUUAUUGCCUACCUUUAACAACCAUUGAUAUCCAAUUGCACAGUGUUGCACAGCCAUCCGUUUGGUUUUUAUUUCCCAUGAAACUGUAUUUAAUCUAUUUACAGAUUUUAGGUUUAAGUUAUUUUUCCCUGUGUAAGGAAAGCAACUGCAGGCAGUGGUGAAAUUUAACUUACUUUUUUUAUUAAACCUUCGAUUAGGGGUAAGGUUUGGGUCCAAUUUCAAGCUAGGUUACUGUGUAGUAUAAGAUACCUUUUGCACAAGCUUCUCAGUAUAUAUUUAAUGAGGAAGUCGCAUAUUAAUGCGAUUUUUAUUAACCAACAAAAGCUCAUAGUAUAGUACAUAACCAAACUAUUUCAACC
This is a messenger RNA of Blastomyces dermatitidis ER-3, 2938 nucleotides long. Its product is annotated as transcriptional adapter 2-alpha. The transcript is spliced from 3 exons. Bases 708 to 2300 code for a protein of 530 amino acids. The record is from RefSeq and is a predicted model, not a curated record. Lineage: Eukaryota; Fungi; Ascomycota; Eurotiomycetes; Onygenales; Ajellomycetaceae. Gene Ontology annotation, cellular component: nucleus; SAGA-type complex. Gene Ontology annotation, molecular function: transcription coactivator activity; chromatin binding; zinc ion binding. Gene Ontology annotation, biological process: chromatin remodeling; regulation of transcription by RNA polymerase II.